GGUUUCGUCAGCGUGCUUUCAUCAUUUGUAUUGGCUCUUUCCAAUGUCUGUUCACAGAAAAACUACACAGCCGUUGCUACCUGGUUUGUUGACACCAGACCAUCAAACAAAACAUAGAGGUUUCCCCGUCGGGAUCAUUAAUUCAAAUGGCUUCAAGUUACCGGAAACCAGCUUCCACGGCUAGCCAAAGGAAAAAGACGGAUUUAAAAAACGACCUGACUGAGGAGCAAAAGCAAGAAAUUAAAGAGGCGUUCGAUCUCUUUGACACAGAUGGAACUGGAACAAUAGACGUGAAGGAGCUCAAGGUUGCCAUGAGAGCUCUGGGCUUUGAACCAAAGAAAGAAGAAAUCAAGAAGAUGAUUGCAGACAUUGAUAAAGAGGGCUCUGGAACGAUUGACUUUGGUGACUUUCUCAGUAUUAUGACACUGAAAAUGAGUGAAAAAGACACAAAAGAAGAAAUACUGAAGGCUUUCCGGCUCUUUGAUGAUGACUGCACGGGAAAAAUCUCAUUCAAAAAUCUCAAGAGAGUUGCCAAGGAGCUGGGUGAAAACCUCACAGAUGCAGAGCUGCAGGAAAUGAUUGACGAGGCAGACCGAGACGGGGACGGUGAGGUCAACGAACAGGAGUUCUUGCGGAUAAUGAGGAAGACUAAUCUUUAUUAAACCUCAGUGUCUUAGAACCUUUGUUUGUAUUGUAACUUUUUUUGGAACAUUAGUUUUGUUUGUAUGGAAAUAUUUUAAUAUGCUGUAUCUUUGCACACGCUUUUAUAAAAUUGCAAAACCAAUAAAUCUAUUUCAUCAGAGUU
Messenger RNA from Oreochromis niloticus (Nile tilapia), 805 nucleotides. It is a transcript of the gene cetn4, whose product is annotated as centrin 4. The coding region runs from base 147 to 662 and encodes 171 amino acids. Gene Ontology annotation, molecular function: calcium ion binding. NCBI's taxonomy places the organism in Eukaryota, Metazoa, Chordata, Actinopteri, Cichliformes, Cichlidae. The transcript has 5 exons. The record is from RefSeq and is a predicted model, not a curated record. Gene Ontology annotation, cellular component: myosin II complex.